Messenger RNA from Lactuca saligna, 2395 nucleotides. The record is from the annotation of a GenBank genome assembly. Lineage: Eukaryota; Viridiplantae; Streptophyta; Magnoliopsida; Asterales; Asteraceae.
AUGGAGUCCUUCCUGGAGGAGUUCCAACAUCUUAAAUUCCAUCUGGACGAGAUAAAGUUAGCCACCAACAACUUUGAUAACAACAACGUUAUUGGGAAAGGUGGAUUUGGGUAUGUGUACAAAGGAGUACGCUCUCAAUGUGAGGGGCAAGAUGUCGUGGCUUUCAAGCGUCUUGAUCGUAGAUAUGGGCAAGGAGACCCUGAGUUCUGGAAAGAGAUCUUGAUGCUUUCUCAUUACAAACAUGAAAAUCUCAUCUCUCUUCUGGGAUUUUGUGAUGAAGAUGGUGAGAAGAUCCUUGUGUAUGAGCAUGCAUCUCAUGGAAGCCUCGAUAUCCACUUAAAUAGCACUACUCUCACAUGGAGGCAACGCCUCAAGAUUUGCCUUGGGGCUGCAAUGGGACUUUGCUACCUUCAUGAUCCAAAGGGGACACAACAAAGAGUUAUCCAUCGAGAUGUAAAAAGCUCCAAUAUUUUGUUGGAUGAGAAUUGGAAUGCUAAACUUUCAGACAUGGGAUUGUCGAAAAUAGGACCUGCUAAUCAGCGGCACACCUUUCUUGCCACCAAUGUUGUAGGCACCUUUGGGUACUUAGAUCCGAUGUAUCUGGCCACGAGCAUUCUAACAAAAGAAUCAGAUGUAUAUUCUUUUGGUGUGGUCUUAUUUGAAGUAUUGUGUAGGAGACCAUGCUUUGAUUAUAACAAUGGUCGCUUGCAAUGUUUCGUGAAAUGGUGGAAAGCAAGCUACAAACAAAAGAAAUUGGAUGAGAUUAUCUUUCAAGAUUUGAAGCAAGAGAUGGAUUCGCGUUCAAUGGAAACAUAUUCAAACAUUGCUUAUCAAUGUUUGCAGAAAUCUCGUGAUGAAAGGCCAAAGAUGUCUGAGGUUGUGGAAAAACUUGAGAUGGCUUUUCGAUUUCAGGAGAUUUUUGAAGAAUCAAUGGUCUACGAAGAGAUCAUUAAGAAUGCGGUACCUCCUCUCAACUACAGGUCCGAAGAGGAGCUAAAGAUGCUUCUCACAAAAGGAAUCUUCCUUAACCGGGGGAAAAAGAGGUUUUGGCUAAAUAAGAAUGGAGAACAUUGUGAAAUGAUAUCUGCAGCAGAAUGUUUGAUUCCUAUUCGCACUGUAUUUGAGUAUUAUUAUCGACGAACCAAACCAAGAUUUAUAGCAUCUUCGUGCAGAUUUGCAGUAAAUGGCCAUCAACCAUUAUGUAUGGAAUUCAAAACACAUGUCAAAACGCAAUUUUUGUCACGGUAUAUCACAUACACUGUAAACCUUGUGUUCCAAUUGAAGUACACAAACUAUUUAGGCCUCCAUUAUAGAGUGGUGGGGGAGACAAAAUCAUGGACUUCUUACUUAGUAGAUAAGAGAGAAGAUGGAUGUUUGAUGACAGAAUUGUAUCAGUUUACUAGCGACAACAGAAAUGUUGAUCUUGAAAUUACAUUUCUAUCCGAGGAACCAUUGAUAGUUGAAGGCAUGGUGUUUCUGCCACUGGAGAGAGUGGAGCAAGAAGUUGUAGAGGAUGAGGAGGUGGAUAUGCAAACCAUAUCAGAUUCAGACACAUAUUGGGAACAAAAGUUGCCAAGUGAUUAUGAAGACAUAAUCAAGACAUCAAAAGAUAGUGUGCAAUGGACAACAAAGAAGGAACUCUACUAUGUUCUUUGCAAAGGGUUCCUAAUCAAUGAUGGCAAACAGUGGUUUUCUCUUGCAAAAGAUGGGAAGAAAUGUUAUAUGCUUCCAGCUCGAGUGGUUGUGAAUAAACGACAGUGGAGUUGGAGGUCCUUACCUGAAUCAAGAUUUGGAGAAGUGGCCUAUGAUCCUCAUGGCAACUUUUCGAUAUAUUGCAUAUUAAAAAUGCCAUCACCUCAAAAAACAUAUGGAGCCUACCUAGUUUACAAAUUACACGCAUACCAUUCUGGUUUUGAGUUUCCUUUGAAAGUUAGUUAUGGGGAUCAUUCUUGGUAUAUAUAUUUACUUUGUCCUCAACUCCCAAUUAUUAGAGGAAAGGAAUAUAAAAACACCUACAACCCACUAAAGAGACACAAAAUGAAAGGCAUUCCAAAAGAACGUAAUGAUGGUUGGAUGGAAGUACAAGUCUGCGAAUUUCAAAGCCCCAUGGAAGCACACGUAUGGGAAUUUCAGACCUCCACUACUUCUAAAACGAUUUUGAGGGAUCGUCGAUUGCCACUUUCUGUUAAUGAAUCAGUGAAAGGGCUCACUCUACAAGGAAUUGAGUUUAAACUCAUGAAUUAAUUAAUUAAUUGUAAACAUUAUAGGGUAGCUAUACUUUUUUAUCCAAACUGUAUACCAUACCAAGUACAAUUGGUACAAAAAUUUUUGUUACCAAUAUCGUCAUAACUAAUAUACUCGGAAAAAACUUAUUAUGUUACCAACAAGGUUCCUU